AAAAUUCUAACUCUUCUCCGUCUCCACCAAAAAGUACCUAAUUUGCCCCUCACAUUUAGCUUUCUGUCUUUUCACCAAGAUUCUCUCUCGAUUUUUCCCUUAGCUCAUCUCCUCUCUCUCUCUCUCUGCACGAUCAGAUCUCAGAAUUUAAUCGGAUCGAAUCCACAACUUGAUCUAAUAUGACUCUUGGCUCUGGAGGAUCGAGUGUUGUCGUACCGAGGAAUUUCCGGUUGCUGGAGGAGCUUGAACGUGGGGAGAAAGGUAUCGGAGAUGGAACCGUGAGCUAUGGAAUGGACGAUGGAGAUGACAUCUACAUGCGCUCUUGGACUGGCACUAUCAUCGGUCCUCACAACGUAACUGUUCAUGAAGGUAGAAUCUAUCAGUUGAAGCUCUUCUGUGACAAAGACUACCCGGAGAAACCACCAACUGUCCGGUUCCAUUCACGUGUCAAUAUGACUUGUGUCAACCAUGAAACGGGAGUGGUGGAACCUAAGAAAUUCGGGCUUCUUGCGAACUGGCAAAGGGAGUACACAAUGGAGGAUAUACUGACACAGCUGAAGAAGGAAAUGGCUGCGUCGCAUAACCGUAAGCUUGUUCAACCUCCAGAAGGCACUUGCUUCUAGUAGCUUCUGGAAUCUUUCUUCUGGUUUGCUGAAAAAUCUUUGCCCCAUUCUAAUACUAAAGUAUGUAUCUGGGGUUCUCCAUUGUCGUUCUCAAGCUUUUUUAAAAAUUUAUGAUAAAAAAAUGGUCUAAGUGGAUGGUGAGGAUGAUGAUGUUGUUCGAUUGAUCAUCUGAAGUUUAUCCUUGUGUGCAAAAUUAUCAAAAACAGCGUCUUCCCCAAUCCAUGUGUUCAAUCUUUUGAAUUUACUUGGUCUAUUCAAACAUUUUGUCUCAAUCCUUUUAUGAAAUCGGCUAGAUUUUAUUGGUU
Messenger RNA from Eutrema salsugineum, 928 nucleotides. Its product is annotated as ubiquitin-conjugating enzyme E2 variant 1D. Gene Ontology annotation, cellular component: nucleus. The transcript has 4 exons. Lineage: Eukaryota; Viridiplantae; Streptophyta; Magnoliopsida; Brassicales; Brassicaceae. Bases 180 to 623 code for a protein of 147 amino acids. The record is from RefSeq and is a predicted model, not a curated record. Gene Ontology annotation, biological process: protein K63-linked ubiquitination; DNA damage tolerance.